This is a messenger RNA of Scomber japonicus (chub mackerel), 4607 nucleotides long. It is a transcript of the gene fbxo11a, whose product is annotated as F-box protein 11a. Bases 200 to 2842 code for a protein of 880 amino acids. NCBI's taxonomy places the organism in Eukaryota, Metazoa, Chordata, Actinopteri, Scombriformes, Scombridae. The record is from RefSeq and is a predicted model, not a curated record. Gene Ontology annotation, molecular function: zinc ion binding; protein binding. The transcript is spliced from 22 exons. Gene Ontology annotation, biological process: protein ubiquitination; ubiquitin-dependent protein catabolic process; regulation of apoptotic process.
UGCUACAGUACAGCGGGGCAAGACGUAACAGCAGCGCAGGGGAAUAACACACAACCAUACGUGUUUUUUUUCUUCCAGGAGCCACGGCGAAAGAUGGCAGACCGUGCAAUGCUGAAGAAAAAGACAUAGAUGAUGUGCUCAACGUCGCCUCUUCUGCUGUGAAGGCUUCGACAUUUCUUCAAGAUUAACAACACCCCAAAUGAACUCCGUCAGAGCAAGUAACGUUAGCAGAAGACCCAGGCGAGUAUCGAGGCCGCGCCCGGUGCAGCCGGAGAGGAACCACCAGGAAAGAGAUGAGGACGUUCCUGCAGAUAUGGUCGCAGAAGAAUCCGGUCCAGGAGCUCAGAAUAGUCCCUACCAGCUUAGAAGAAAGUCUCUACCCAAGAGAACAGUGUGUCCGACAAAGACAAAUAUGGAGGGUGCUUCCACUUCAACCACAGAAAACUUUGGACAUCGACCUAAGCGCCCCAGAGUUUCAGGAAAGUGUCAAGACUUACCAGCAGCUCCAGCAGAGCAGUAUUUGCAGGAGAAACUUCCAGACGAGGUGGUGCUAAAGAUCUUCUCGUACCUGUUGGAACAGGAUUUGUGCCGUGCUGCGUGUGUGUGCAAGCGCUUCAGUGAGCUGGCCAAUGACCCCAUCCUCUGGAAGAGGCUGUACAUGGAAGUGUUUGAGUACACGCGACCCAUGAUGCACCCUGAGGCGGGGAAGUUCUACCAGAUAAACCCAGAAGAAUACGAGCAGCCAAACCCGUGGAAAGAAAGUUUUCAGCAGCUGUAUAAAGGAGCACACGUUAAACCAGGCUUUGCAGAACAUUUCUACAGUAAUCCUGCCAGAUACAAAGGGAGAGAUAACAUGUUUUACUAUGACACCAUCGAGGAUGCUCUCGGAGGGGGUCAGGAGCCUCACUUUGAUGGCCUGAUAUUUGUCCACUCUGGUAUUUACACAGACGAAUGGAUUUACAUCGAGUCGCCUAUCACAAUGAUCGGAGCCGCUCCUGGAAAAGUAGCUGAGAAAGUCAUCAUCGAGAACACCAGAGACUCCACAUUUGUAUUCAUGGAAGGCUCAGAAGAUGCUUAUGUUGGAUACAUGACCAUCAGGUUCAACCCUGAUGAUAAAUCCGCCCAGCACCACAACGCACACCACUGCUUGGAGAUCACAGUCAACUGCAGCCCCAUCAUUGACCACUGCAUCAUACGCAGCACAUGCACAGUGGGGUCAGCCGUCUGUGUCAGCGGUCAGGGCGCUUGUCCCACAAUCAAGCACUGCAACAUCAGCGACUGUGAAAACGUUGGCCUUUACAUCACUGACCAUGCACAGGGAAUUUAUGAGGACAACGAGAUCUCAAACAACGCUCUGGCUGGGAUCUGGGUGAAAAACCACGGCAACCCAAUUAUAAGGCGGAAUCACAUCCACCACGGCAGAGAUGUGGGAGUUUUUACGUUCGACCACGGCAUGGGUUACUUUGAGAGCUGCAACAUCCAUAGGAACCGUAUUGCCGGGUUUGAGGUGAAGGCGUACGCCAAUCCAACAGUGGUUCGCUGUGAGAUCCAUCACGGCCAGACAGGGGGCAUCUACGUGCAUGAAAAGGGCCGCGGUCAGUUCAUCGAAAACAAGAUCUAUGCAAAUAACUUUGCUGGUGUGUGGAUCACCUCUAACAGUGACCCCACAAUAAGGGGCAAUGCCAUUUUUAAUGGUAACCAAGGUGGAGUGUAUAUUUUUGGUGAUGGCCGAGGCCUCAUUGAAGGGAACGACAUCUACGGUAAUGCCUUGGCAGGGAUUCAGAUCAGGACGAACAGCUGUCCUAUCGUCAGACACAACAAGAUCCACGAUGGCCAGCAUGGCGGCAUAUACGUGCAUGAAAAAGGACAAGGCGUCAUCGAGGAGAACGAAGUGUACAGCAACACGCUGGCAGGAGUGUGGGUGACAACAGGCAGUACGCCAGUGCUGAGGAGGAACAGGAUACACAGUGGGAAGCAGGUCGGCGUCUAUUUUUAUGACAAUGGUCAUGGCGUGCUGGAAGACAACGACAUCUACAAUCACAUGUAUUCUGGAGUUCAAAUUAGAACUGGCAGCAAUCCCAAGAUCAGGCGGAACAAGAUCUGGGGAGGUCAGAAUGGAGGCAUUUUGGUUUACAACUCAGGCCUAGGCUUUAUUGAGGACAAUGAGAUCUUUGACAAUGCUAUGGCAGGAGUGUGGAUUAAGACAGACAGCAACCCCACUCUGCGGAGGAAUAAGAUCCAUGACGGGAGAGAUGGGGGGAUAUGUAUAUUCAAUGGAGGAAGAGGUUUGCUAGAGGAAAACGACAUCUUCAGAAAUGCCCAAGCGGGAGUCCUCAUUAGCACCAACAGUCACCCCGUACUGAGGAAAAACAGGAUAUUUGACGGCUUCGCUGCAGGUAUCGAGAUCACCAAUCAUGCCACAGCGACCCUAGAGGGAAAUCAGAUCUUCAACAAUCGCUUCGGGGGGUUGUUUCUUGCAUCUGGUGUCAAUGUUACAAUGAAAGAUAAUAAAAUAAUGAACAAUCAAGAUGCCAUUGAAAAGGCUGUGAGCAGAGGUCAGUGCCUGUACAAGAUUUCAAGUUACACCAGCUACCCAAUGCACGAUUUUUACAGGUGUCACACCUGUAACACAACAGACCGCAACGCCAUCUGUGUGAACUGCAUCAAGAAGUGUCACCAAGGACACGACGUGGAGUUCAUCAGACACGAUAGAUUCUUCUGUGACUGUGGUGCUGGAACGCUGUCAAAUCCUUGCACGUUAGCCGGAGAGCCAACUCAUGACACCGACACACUGUACGACUCGGCCCCUCCUAUAGAGUCCAAUACACUGCAGCACAACUGAGCUCAAGACCAUAUUGUGCUUCAGCAGUAAUUGACAUGAGACACUUUAAGUUCUGCAGUGGAGGAAACCCAAACUUCAAACACAGAUUCACUCUGACAGAGCAUAUACAGUGACUGUAAAAAAGAAAAAAGAAAAAAAAAAGAGACUUGGACAUGAAUAUGCUAAAAGGAGACAUUUAGAGAAAAAGAAGGUGAUUAUGGAUGCCUCGCUUUUUCUUUUCCUUUAAUUAUUUUAUAUAUAUAAAAAAAAAAAAGUUGACAUUAAUGGGACAGAGCAGAAGAGCGUUUGACUCAGGGUUUGUGGGCGUGUUGAGUUGGUCAAGUAAGUGAAAUAGCUGAAAGAUGGACAAAAGCCGUCGAGGCUCAUCUGCUUUUGAGAAGUGGAAAAACGAGAUUCCGCAGUCGUGUACAGACCCAUCGUGGACAGACGCUCAGUCAGCCGAGGCACAACUUUUCUCAUGUGGAGGCAAAAAAGCCCCGAAUACAACAAUGCUUCCAUCACUGGGCAACCGACGUGCUCGUAUGAUAACGUACGAGAAAAACGACCUAGCACUUCAGCUUUUUCCCCCCCUCAAGACAACUGUUGAGAUUUGAUUUUAAUGCUUUUUUGUGUAGUUUUGUAUUUUCAUGCAAAAAUCUUACUGUACUUGAAUGUCUUUAUUUUAUUAAAUGUGUUAAUUUUUUUGGUUAUUAUACCCUAGAAUUGCUGUAAUUAUACUCAUGUCGCAGUAUCUAACUUCUUUCUGUGAAAGAGAUCAGAGGAAAGAGAGGAAAACACUACACACUUUCUCCAGCAAUGUUGACUCAUUUUUACAUUUGCAAUACAGAGAAACAGAUGCUGAAAUGUGCUUUCACAAGACUCGUAUGAGUUUUUUUUUCUGUUUGGGACCGCAUUAUACAUGCACGUCUUUGUAAGGGAACUGAAUAAUUGUAAUAUUUUAGUCUGUGUUUUGUUUUUUUACAUAAUCUAUGCAUAUUUCUGUUUGUAUUGGCCCAUAAAAGACUCCACUUUACAGGAUGCUCUGAUGAGAGACUUGGGGCAAAAUCAAUCAUGUGUACUCAAGACUUUCAGGUAUUAUAACAAUUUAAGUUUGUGUAGUUAGAUGAACCCAUGAUAUCCUAAUGGAACAUCCUCCUGUUUACUUAUUCACCAAAUAAACACAUUUUUGGUUAGAGGAUUACAAUGGAUGUCAGGAAAUUAUCUAAUGACAUUUAGGUGAUUGUACCUCAUGCGAUUUAUCAGUUUUGUAUAUUAUGAAAUUUCUAUCCAUCUUGCCUUGAAUUAAAAAUCAACAAUUACCUUUCUCCCACCAACUCCGGUUAUAAACUGCAAUAAGUGCUGCUUCUUGGCCCAGUAAGAUACACAAUCUUUAAACUUUAUUGUUCAUCUCCACUUUGAUCAAGACCUAGAAAUGAAAAAGGACGAGUCUUGUGAAAGCAAAGCUAAUUUAGAUAUUUUUUUUUUCCUUUUUUGCCAAUGUUGCUGGAGAAUUUAAAAGGCUUUUACUCUACUGAAGCUGAGACAAGUAUCUAUAUACAGCGCUAUAUGGUUUCAUUGCCCUCCCCCCUUCUUCCCCUCCCCAUUCAUGUGUACUGGUGAUUGUGGGUUCUCAUACAGACUGAAAUGUAUGCAUGUAUCAUAACAUCUAGACUUAAUAUAUUGUGAAGUAUUCAAUAACCGUUAUGUAGGCGCUAGCGUGAAUUAAAAGGGUUUAAUUUCCUAGAUGAAACAUUGUCAUUUUUUAAAAAUAAACUUUAUUAGAUCA